This is a messenger RNA of Thermothielavioides terrestris NRRL 8126, 391 nucleotides long. RefSeq lists its product as uncharacterized. The record is from RefSeq and is a predicted model, not a curated record. Lineage: Eukaryota; Fungi; Ascomycota; Sordariomycetes; Sordariales; Chaetomiaceae. The coding region runs from base 153 to 359 and encodes 68 amino acids. The transcript has a single exon.
CUUGAUAGGAAGAACAAAAGCACCGCUCGUUCCCACAUCAGUUCGGACCACCCCUCCCUUCCCCCACCGCGAAUCGGAAGGAAAUUGCCCAACUUACCCCUCCAACGGGGACAACGACAACAACAACAAGACAACAAAACGCAAAUCGCAACAUGUCGCACCUCCAAUCCUCCGGCCGCGGCGGCGCCGGCAACAUCGUCGACAGCUCCAAAGCGCCGCAGCUGCAGCCCUCCGACCUGCAGACGCCGACUCUCAAGACCUCGAGGGUGACCACGGGCCGGGGCGGGACGGGCAAUUUCGCCGCGGGGCUGGACGCCGAGGAGAAGCGCCGCCGCCAGGACGUCGAGCCGUAUGUCUGAACAGCAUGCCCCUCCCCGAUUUUUUUUCUUCU